UGAAACACAGGUACGCCUAGCGCAAACCAUCCCGUGUUUUUUUUAGUGCAGCAGCAACAACAACAGCAGCUCAACCUGCCUGGGAUACCUGUUUCCUAAAGUGCAUCCAUCAAUGUUGAUUGACUUUCACGUAUUCUGAGUGCAUGGACUCUUGAAGGCGACUUAAAGUAUCUUCCUCGGCAUUCCGACGUGCUCCUCAGCCGCAGCAGCGAUCUGUGGGUGAGAGAAACCCGCGCAUUGGACAUCAGAGGCUUGUCGGUGCGGCGCUCGCGAAGGAAAAUAAAAGAUUCGCGCCCAAACGAGUUGAGAACGGAGGAGAGACCCGCCCCUGACUUGAAGAAGAUCAGAAGGCCCCGGAAACCCGAUGAGCACCCCAGGCCCGAGGGGACCGUGGACGGGGAAGGACGUCUCAACCCACAAUCACUCCUUUCCCUCUGCUACAGCACUAGCUUGACCGAAAGCUGACCCUCUUUUCACCCUCGUCAACACCCCACCAACCCCACCCCACCCCCUGCGGGAACUCACCGCUAGCAGCACGCCAGUCACACCUAUCGCAACUGAAAGGGCAGUCCCGCGAGGCUAACAUCACUAGCGAGCGGCGGGUAGCCCGAGGCUGUGACACGCAUAUGAAAAAACCUCUGAAACAAAAACACACAUCAAAAAAAAAGGGAAAAUGCCAUUGAAGUUCUGGACCACGCAGCUGCGUUUUUCGAAACUGAGGUUACUCUAAAAUAAUAACUCACGCGUUUGCAUCUGCAGUGAUUAUCCCCUUGUAAAAAACAAGGACACUAAAGAAUUCAAACCAACCCCUAAAAAAGAAAACAAGUUCCGAAAACCUCGCCGAGGACGUUGAGGAGACGGCGUGGACAAACGUCGGAAAAAGAACGUGAGGGGAACAGAAAGAGACGCAGCCAUGCUGUGGGCUGCGCUGCUCGCGUUGCAGGGCGUGUGUGUGGGCGCUGCACACGGCAUGCAGCACUACCCGGCGGCGUGGGGCCACUACGACGUGUGCAAGUCCCAGAUCUACACCGAGGAAGGCCUGGCCUGGGACUACAUGGCCUGCCAGCCGGAGGCCGUCGACAUGACAAAGUACCUGCGUGUGACCAUCGACCCCCCCAACAUCACGUGUGGCGACCCUCCGGAGACGUACUGCGCACUGGAGAAUCCGUACAUGUGCAACAACGAGUGUGACGCCUCCACGGAAGAGCUGGCCCACCCCCCGGAGCUGAUGUUUGACUUUGAGGGCCGCAACCCCACCACCUUCUGGCAGUCCACCUCGUGGAAGAAGUACCCCAAGCCGCUGCAGGUCAACCUCACCCUGUCCUGGAACAAGACCAUCGAGCUGACGGAUGACAUCAUCCUCACGUUCGAGUCGGGCCGUCCGGAGCAGAUGGUGCUGGAGAAGUCCCUGGACCAGGGCCGCACCUGGACGCCCUACCAGUUCUACGCCACCGACUGCCUGGACGCCUUCACGAUGGAGCCUAAGACGGUGAACGAGCUAACGCAGCGCACCCUGCUGGACAUCAUCUGCACCGAGGACUACUCCCGCGGCUACGUGUGGAAGAACGACAAGACGGUGCGCUUCGAGAUCAAGGACCGCUUUGCGCUGUUCGCAGGGCCCCGCCUCCACAACAUGGCCUCUCUGUACGGACAGCUGGACACCACCAAGACCCUGAGGGACUUCUUCACCAUCACGGACCUGAGGAUUAGGCUGCUGAAGCCCGCUACCGGAGCUACCAUGGUGGACGAGAACAACCUGUCAAGAUACUUCUACGCAAUCUCCGACAUCAAGGUCCAGGGCAGGUGCAAGUGCAACCUGCAUGCCAACACCUGUGUGUACGACAAAGGGAGGCUGGGCUGUGAGUGUGAGCACAACACCACAGGACCCGACUGCAGCCGCUGUAAGAGACAUUACCACGGCAGGGCCUGGAGCGUGGGCUCCUACCUGCCCAUACCAAAAGGAACGGCCAAUAUAUGUAUUCCCAGUGGUCACGGAGCUUCAGAUCGGGCAAAUGCUUCAUCCCUUGGUGUUGCAAAUCGUAACCAAGCGCGGGUGUGCGACAACGCGAUGCUGCGCUGUCAGAACGGCGGCACCUGCCACCACCACCAGCGGUGCCACUGCUCUGCGGGCUUCACCGGCGUCCUGUGCGAGAGGGCGCGCUGCUCGGGGGGCGAGUGCGACGGCCAGUCGUCCGGACAGGACCCCCUGCUGCUGCUGCUGCUGCAGCCCAGCCACCACAGCGGCCCCCUGGGGGCCCUCGCCGCCCUGGCGCUGCCCCUGUUGUCCAUGACGCUCUGCUGAGGAGGGGGGAGGGAGGCGUGGGGCGUGGGGGCGUAGCUGAC
Messenger RNA from Gadus morhua (Atlantic cod), 2343 nucleotides. Its product is annotated as netrin-G1-like. The coding region runs from base 914 to 2302 and encodes 462 amino acids. The record is from RefSeq and is a predicted model, not a curated record. The transcript is spliced from 7 exons. NCBI's taxonomy places the organism in Eukaryota, Metazoa, Chordata, Actinopteri, Gadiformes, Gadidae. Gene Ontology annotation, biological process: axonogenesis; tissue development; animal organ morphogenesis.